AUGGAUCACUUUGCAACUUCUGGCCUUACAAUCAGCCUGGGAAAGACUGAAGCCAUGCUCCAGCCCUCACCAUCACAGGCUGCCAACAUACCACCACCUCCUAUCGUCAUCAACCACACAGAGAUCAAGACUAUGGAAAAGUUCUGUUACUUGGGUAGUACCGUUACAAGCAAUGGAUCUCUGGACACUGAGAUGAUGCAGUGUAUUAGAAAAGCAAAUUGCCGUAUAAAGAGCAGUCGUCCUGAGUACACGUCUCCACUGUUGCGAGACGUGGACCAUCUGCCGUCGGCACAUCCAGUAGCUGGAGCAGUUUUAUCAAUGAUUUGCAACAUCAAGCGGCAGGACAGAGUGUCCAACCUGCAGGUCCCGGAGAAGUACGGCCUCACCAGCACUGAGUGUUUGAUCAUCAAGUACCAGCUGAGAUGGACAGGACACAUUGUCCGCAUGGAAGACAACAGAAUCCCGAAAACGCUGCUGUACGGAUAG
Penaeus monodon (black tiger shrimp) is the source of this 486-nucleotide messenger RNA. RefSeq lists its product as uncharacterized. The record is from RefSeq and is a predicted model, not a curated record. Lineage: Eukaryota; Metazoa; Arthropoda; Malacostraca; Decapoda; Penaeidae. The coding region runs from base 1 to 486 and encodes 161 amino acids. The transcript is spliced from 2 exons.